CGAAGCCUCUUUUGAAUCUAGUUGGCGGGAGCCGCGGGCUGCGGCUGCGAACUGGCCGGCUAUGGAGUCCGCUUCGGGGAGUGAGGAGACUGAAGGGGGCGCGGCGACCGAGGAGUGCGUGAAUAGAAUCCCGGUGCCAAGACCACCCUCCAUUGAGGAGUUCACCAUAGUGAAGCCCAUUAGCCGCGGUGCCUUCGGGAAAGUGUACCUGGGACAGAAAGGCGGCAAGUUGUACGCAGUGAAGGUUGUCAAAAAAGCAGACAUGAUCAAUAAAAACAUGACUCAUCAGGUACAAGCUGAGAGAGAUGCACUGGCGCUGAGCAAAAGCCCUUUCGUUGUUCAUCUGUAUUACUCACUGCAGUCAGCAAGCAACGUCUACUUGGUAAUGGAAUAUCUUAUUGGUGGAGAUGUCAAGUCUCUCCUACAUAUAUAUGGUUAUUUUGAUGAAGAGAUGGCUAUCAAAUAUAUUUCUGAAGUAGCAUUGGCUUUAGACUACCUGCAUAGACAUGGAAUUAUCCAUAGGGAUUUGAAACCGGACAAUAUGCUUAUUUCCAAUGAGGGUCAUAUUAAGCUGACAGACUUUGGCCUUUCCAGAGUUACUCUGAAUAGAGAUAUCAAUAUGAUGGAUAUUCUUACAACACCAUCAAUGGCUAAACCUAAGCAAGAUUAUUCACGAACCCCAGGACAAGUCUUAUCUCUCAUCAGUUCUUUGGGAUUUUUCACACCAAUUGGGGAAAAAGAUCAAGACUCUACAACCAUGUUUUCAGCCUCUAAGUCUGAGGCACAACUUUCUCAAGGAUUAAUUUGUCCUAUGUCCAUAGAUCAGAAGGACCCUACUUCUAACUCUAGUGGACUACUAAAGUCACGCCUUGAAAGAGUUGCAUCCAAUCUAGAACUACCUGUGAAAUGCCUGACUUCUAACCUACUCCAGUGCAGGAAGAGGCUGGGCACAUCAAGUACUAGCAGUCAGUCUCAUACCAUCGCAUCCAGUGUGGAAUCAGAAUGCCACAGCAGUCCCAAAUGGGAAAAAGACUGCCAGGAAAGUACCAAGUCAUCCGGAUGUACAAUGAUGAGCUGGAAUGCAGUUGAAAUGCUUUAUGCAAAAUCUUCAGAUGCCACUGAGACAAAAACAGAUCUUGAAUUAGCGCUUUCUCCCAUUCAUGACAGUAGUGCCAUUCCUGCCACUGGAAGCCACCAUUUGAACCUCCCUAGAAAAUGCUUCUCCGAGGAAAUCUCUUGUGAAGCGAGAGACCUGGAUAUAAAUGAUGAGAACAUGAUCACUGACAUGAGACAGUCUGGUUUCCCUCAGGCCAACCAGUGGGCUAUAAGGUCUAGUGACAUGUCUGAAGAACACCUUGGUAAAAGAAAUUUUAAAAGAAGUUUUCAAUUGGUUGACUCUAGUCCUUGUCAGGAAAUUAUACAAAGUAAAAAAAACUGUAUAGAGUGUAAGCAUCAUAAGGAAAUAAUAGGUUGCUAUGCAAAUCAAAAUACAGGCAUAACAGCUGAAGUCCAGAAUCUCAGGCUAUCAGCAUACAGAAGUCAGCAAAAUGACUCUGCUAAUAAGGAGAACAUUGUCCCCUAUUUUACUGAUAAACAAACCCCGGAAAAAUUACAUAUACCAAUGAUAGCAAAAAACCUUAUGUCUGAACUAGAUGAAGAUUGUGAUAUGACCAGUAAAAAGGACUGCCUAAGCAGUUCUAAUUUUGUAUGUUCUGAUGAGGAUAGAGCUCCUAAAACUGUCUGCGUGGAUUCAGAUUCAUCUUUUCCUGGAAUUUCUAUGAUGGAAAAUUCACUGGAAAUUCAGGCCUCAGAACCAGAUAAAAGCAACAAAGAAUGCUCUUUUGAAGAAUCAAAUAUUGAAGAUCUACUUGUAUUACCAAAGUGCCAAGAAAACUCCUUGCCAAAAGAUGAUUGUCAUACUUCUCUCCAAGAUAAUAGCCAAACGUUGGCUUCCUCUUCAAAAGCAUUGAAACCAUUAACCUGCAAAACAAAUGCCGUAGCUUUUCGAAGCUUUAACAGUCACAUCAAUGCAUCCUAUAAUUCAGAACCGUCCAAGAUGAGCAUAACUUCUUUAGAUGCUAUGGACAUCUCCUGUGAUUACAGUGGCUCCUACCCCAUGGCUGUGACCCCCACUCAGAAAGGAAGAUCCUGUAUGUCACAUCAGCAGACUCCAGGGAAUCAGGUCAAGUUGGGAACAUCAUACAGAACUCCAAAGAGUGUGAGAAGAGGGGCGGCCCCAGCAGAUGAGGGACGAAUUCUAGGGACUCCAGAUUACCUGGCACCUGAGCUCUUACUGGGUACAGCCCAUGGUCCUGCAGUAGACUGGUGGGCACUUGGAGUCUGCUUGUUUGAAUUUCUAACUGGAAUUCCCCCUUUUAAUGAUGAAACUCCACAACAAGUAUUCCAGAAUAUUUUAAAAAGAGAUAUCCCUUGGCCAGAAGGUGAAGAAAAGUUAUCUGAUCAUGCUCAGAGUGCAAUGGAAAUACUUUUAACCAUUGAUGAUACAAAGAGAGCUGGAAUGAAAGAACUGAAACAUCAUCCUCUCUUCAGUGAAGUGGACUGGGAAAAUCUGCAGCACCAAACAAUGCCUUUUGUACCCCAACCCGAUGAUGAAACAGAUACAUCCUAUUUUGAAGCCAGGAAUAAUGCUCAGCAUCUGACCAUAUCUGGGUUUAGUCUGUAGAACACACAUGUCAUUUUUACCUAACCUUGUGAUAUAGAAUUAGGUUUUAUAAUCACAUGUUCCUUCACACUAGGUUGAUCUAACAGGAUAGAAGUCAUUAUUAUACCUAGGCUAAUGAGCUUUUAAUUACUAAAUACAACAGCUUUUACAGAGUUGAAAUGCAAUAUGUAAUUUAUCUUUACCUUAAACUACAUAUAAAUCACAGCUUUUUUCAUCUUAUUAUCUUAUUUAUUCACUGCACUUUAUGAAGACUAAUGUAUCAGUAACCUAAAACAACACUACUGCUCUCUACAGAGGGAAGGAGCCAUACGCUUGUCUAUAUCUGCUGAUUUCAUUGUUCUGUUCACUUUGGUGUUAAUAUCAAACAAAAAAAGAUGAUUUCAUUUAUUUUUAAUGUAUUUGUACAUGGUUGCCUGCAAAACUGUGAUCUUCGGGCAGUCAUAUAAGAUAAUACAUAACUAUCAAAAUCAUUUGAGCCAGACAUGCUAAUGCAAGCUGGAAGUCCCAAUAUUCAGGAGGCAGACACAACCCAGGAGCAUGACUGUAAUUUCAAGACUAAGGCCAGCCUGGUCCAUCUCUGAGCUGGAGACCAGUCAGGAAUGCAUAGUGAGACCCUGUCUUGCAAAACUUAAAAGGUAGCUGGAAAACUAUUAUUCAGUAGUAUAACUUUGCAGAGUGCAGUCUAGACAAAAGAACUAAGGUUUUAAGGGUUUAGCUUACCUUCCUUGUGAUAGAAUUUUGCUUUUGCUACCUGAUUGCUUUUGAUGCUUCCCUCUACAAUUCCUGUUUGUUUAAGAGUUCUAGAAAGGUUGGAUGUGACACUUUAAGAAAUCUUAAUAUCUUGUUCAGUUUUAAUAGAAAAAAAUAUACUUUACAUCUUAUUUCUAACAUCAAGACAAAUAGUAAUAAUCUACUUUUGUUUAGUAAUUCUAACUAAUGAUUGUCAGCAUCAUUCUUUUCAAAGACUGUACUACGAAUCAGCUCACAAGUCUUAUCUUAAACUAGUUGAGGCUUUUAGCAUUUCCCUAGAAGAGCAAAAUUAAGAUUUAAAUGUAUCAUAGUAAGGUUUUGCUAAUAACCUUUUGCACACUGACUUUAGUGUUUCUACUUUCAUUUCUCAUCUAGUCACAGCCCAGAUAUAACAGUUUGCAAAGAUGAGACAAGUCUAAAUCUAUUACAGUAAAACUGGUGCUGGGUAUGGAAUUCUUGGGUUAAAGGUUUCACUCUGCUGAUUUUAGUAAUGACUACUUAAAUUUUCCAGUCACCUUUUUAAAUAAAAAUAUUCAAAAUACAGUUACUACAACUUUCUUUAAAGUGAGUCACACUUUCAGGUAAUAGCAUAUUCUAUAGGCUAUUUGCUCAAUCUAUCAUCCUUUUAAAGUGUUUUCAAGUAGCAGGGGAAAAAAGCCUUUGAAAUAAAAAAAAAAAAAGGUUAAGGUUAAACAAUUGUGCUAACACAUCAAAAUGCCAUGGGCAGGUUAAUAUUAAGCACUAAUAUACUGGCCAUUAAUAUAAUUACUUUGGAGGCUGGAGGUAGAGAAUACUUACCUAGUGUGCAUAGGACCCUGGGUUCAAUCUCCAGUAACACACACAAAUACCAAUUCCUUUGUAGAAUUAGAAUAAACAGAGCCAGAUUAACAAACUAGGAGUCCAAGGAGGCCUGGCCUCUGAGAGCUCUGGAUCCCAGUUAGUUAAAAAUGAGUCUGUGGAAGCAAACCCCUAGUGGUUUCUUAAAGCAAAUUACUGGGACAGUUGGCUAUAGUAAAGUGAAAUUCUGCUGUGAACUACUGAGAGGUCCUGACCUGCCUGGGCUACAUGAAGAAAGCACUGGACUCUAGACAAAAAAGUAUGUCAGUGGAUGGCUGAAUAGACAGAGAUACAUUUAUUCCAAGAAACAGUGUGCUCUGUAUAAGUACACAGAAGAGAAACAGUUCUUUUCAUAGAUGUAAAAACGUUUUCUUCUACCUUUUGGUUCUCUCAUAAGUUGGCCUGUUUUCAUAGUAGUUGGUGGUGUUUUUUCAUUGAUAGCGAAUCAACACUUUGCACAUUUAUGUUUUAUUUUACCUGUCUGUACAGAAUGUAAAGAAUAAAAAAUUAAAAUUAAAAAAAAGAAUUCUUUCUCCUUUCAUGGUUAUUUAACCUAAGGUUCCAGCAGUGUUGUUUUUGACUGUGAUGGAUUCAAUGAGAAUGGCCCCCAUAAGGCUCAUGUUUGAAUACUUGGUCCCUGGUUGGUGGAACUGUUUGGGAAGAAUAGGAAGUAUGUCACUAAGGGUGAGCGUUAAGGUUUCAAAAGACUCAGGUCACUCCCAGUAUGCUGUCCCUGCUUAUGGUUAAGAUAUGAAUGUUCAGAUGCUGCCUGCUACCUCUGCUCCACCAUCGUGAACUCUACCCCUGAAACCAUAAGCCCCAAAUAAAGUGUUUUUUUAAUAA
This is a messenger RNA of Peromyscus maniculatus bairdii (prairie deer mouse), 5113 nucleotides long. It is a transcript of the gene Mastl, whose product is annotated as microtubule associated serine/threonine kinase like. Gene Ontology annotation, biological process: peptidyl-serine phosphorylation; intracellular signal transduction. Gene Ontology annotation, molecular function: protein serine/threonine kinase activity; ATP binding. The record is from RefSeq and is a predicted model, not a curated record. Gene Ontology annotation, cellular component: nucleus. NCBI's taxonomy places the organism in Eukaryota, Metazoa, Chordata, Mammalia, Rodentia, Cricetidae.